Scomber scombrus (Atlantic mackerel) is the source of this 1856-nucleotide messenger RNA. RefSeq lists its product as uncharacterized. The record is from RefSeq and is a predicted model, not a curated record. Gene Ontology annotation, biological process: interleukin-15-mediated signaling pathway; T cell activation; positive regulation of ERK1 and ERK2 cascade. The transcript has 8 exons. Gene Ontology annotation, cellular component: external side of plasma membrane; membrane raft. NCBI's taxonomy places the organism in Eukaryota, Metazoa, Chordata, Actinopteri, Scombriformes, Scombridae. Gene Ontology annotation, molecular function: protein tyrosine kinase binding; MHC class II protein binding. Bases 278 to 1327 code for a protein of 349 amino acids.
GUCUGAGCCGUCCAGUCAGAGGAGCAGUGGCUUUUAUCUCCACACUGAACUUUGGACUUUUGACUUGAUUUUUUGGCUGUUUCAGUAUCUAUAAGAUAUUCAAUUUUGAGAGAAUAGAAGUUAAUAGGCUGUGUCUUGAAUUCUUCAACUAAAAGGAGGGAAAAAAAACAUUCAUUUCACUAUAAGGAAGUGAUACGUUACCAAUAAUAGGAAGUAGAUGCUGUAUCUCUGUUAAAGAAGUACUCGAACAGACACGUCGACCGUUCAGAGCAACAAGAUGGUUGAAUUCAAAUGGAUUAAAAUAUCUUUAUUUCUGAUUGUGCUGCUUCAGUUUAGAGCAGCAGUAACAGGACAAGAUUCCUACAUCAUUGUCAGAGAUGGAGAUAGUGUCACUUUGCCUUGUAAAAAUGUGAUAAAAGGUCAGGACAAAUGUAACAGCACUACCUGGUUAUACAGUAGAUUAGAAAGUUCACCAGUAGUAGAGCUUAUUAACCUUGGAAAUAUUACUAACGAUGCCAAAACUAAAUCAGACAGACUGAGUGUUACAGCGGACUGUUCUCUGGUUAUAAAGAAGGUCACAGUUGAUGAUGUUGGUCGUUACACCUGCAGACAGUACGACAGAUCAGGAAAACAACAAGGUCCAGACGCUAGGGUUCAUCUGUCUAUUAUUAACAUUUAUGAACAGAAGGAUGCUGAUGAUACAAUGACAUUAACCUGCUCUGUGUUGAAUUAUGGACAAUGUAAACACACAGUGGAGUGGCUGUAUGAGGGUAUUACAGAUAAACUGAAGGAAACAAAAGGUUCCUGCUCAGCCACUGUGACAUUUAAGACUUCCAGUGUUCUUGAUCAGAAGUUAUUUAAGUGUAAAGUGACUGAAAGUAACGGCGAGACACGGCUGUGUAACUUCACCCCUCGGACCUCAUGUGAGAAACAGGGCAAAUCAACGGAAACAGAAACCACGACAAAAGUGGACAACAACAACAACACGUCUGCAAACAACAUUGGUGAUCCAGAAAAAACACUCGAGUGGUGGUGGUUCCUUCUAGGGGCGGUGGGUUUAGGCAUCCUCUUAAUAAUUGUCGUGGUAGUCGUAAGACAGAGGAGGAAACCUAAAGGGAACAAAACAAAGAUGGAUGACGGCACUGUCGAUGCUGGAGAUGUUUCCUACGCCUCCGUCAGCUACACCAAGAAGAAUGACAGUAAACCCCGGACUCACGGUGAUGAUGAUGAUGAAGGUGAUGCAGUGACCUACAGCACUGUGAAAGCUUCCUCCUCUUCUGCCGGGGCCUCCACUGAUCCCAGCAGCCUCUACGCUACUGUCAACUAACCCAACCAAUAAGAGACCACAGUAUUGUUACAGUCCAUAUCAGUAUCAUAGAUUUCAUUAGAGUUGUACUUUACUGUGUUAUUGAUGUGUAUUGAUCCCCAUGGAAAAAAAUAGUGUCAUAAUCCUACAGAGCAUUUAUAUUAAUUUAUAUGUUUGUAUAUAGUCACAAUGCUGUUUCAUUUCUUCUAUGAACAUGUGAUCUCUGUUUCCCUCUUAUAAUUAUUUAAAUAAUCAUUUUCCAGGCAGUAUUGUUACUUAACAGUUUUUAAAAAAAGUUGUAAUAAGCCGACUGUCCACCAGGAUGCUUAACUUUAAUUAAGUGCUCAAACAAUAGAUGAUACCUCUCAGGGUUUCUGGCUCAGUUAACUCAGGGUAACUCAGGUUUAAAGAGGGAUUGGUCAUGUAGUUAUGAAUGUGUUUUGUGUGGUUUUCUAUGUAAUUACUGGUUGAGUUUUGUGAAAGUUUUGGCUGUAAAUAUGUGCCUUGUUCCUAAAAACAACAAACGUUAAAUUAAUAAAAUUGUGCUUGU